UCGUCCAUUUUCGUUUGGUGCGUGGGGGGAGGAAAAAGAAAAAAAAAAACCUAACGGGACAACAUGGCUACGCAAACGGCCCGGUAUUAUAGCGAGGGAGGCAGGGCAACAAAGCGCCAAAAAACCGAUAACGAAGGAGGAAUGGCGACUGAGGGCUACGAAGACCCUCACAAACCUCUCCCCUCCCUUGUGGUCCAUGUAAGAGGACUGGUGGAUGGAGUUUUGGAAGCAGACAUUGUUGAAGCCCUGCAGGAAUUUGGAACCAUCAGUUAUGUGGUCCUGAUGCCCAAAAAGCGCCAAGCCCUAGUUGAAUACGAGGACAUGAGCGGCUCUUGCAACGCUGUAACGUACGCUAACGACAACCAGAUUUACAUCGCUGGAAAUCCUGCUUAUGUGAAUUACUCCACCAGUCAGAAGAUCUCCCGGCCCGGCGAUUCCGACGACUCUCGCAGUGUUAAUAAUGUUUUGUUAUUGACAAUCAUGAACCCCAUUUAUCCCAUCACCACGGACGUGCUGUAUACCAUCUGCAACAAUUGUGGGCCCGUUCAAAGAAUUGUCAUUUUCAGGAAAAAUGGUGUCCAGGCCAUGGUAGAAUUUGAUUCAGUCCAGAGUGCACAGCGGGCCAAAGCCUCUCUCAAUGGUGCCGAUAUAUAUUCAGGCUGCUGCACACUCAAGAUUGAGUAUGCCAAGCCGACACGCCUCAACGUAUUCAAGAAUGACCAGGACACGUGGGACUACACCAAUCCAAACCUGAGCAGCCAAGGUGCAGACGCUGAUGGCGAUGGGGGCGAACAAGAUAUGAAUGGCCACUCCAACAAGCGCCAGAGACAGCCGGCUCUGCUGGGACACCACCCUACAGAGUACGGUGGUUAUGGGUACCAGGAUGAGAGUUAUGGCGGGUAUGACGGACGCCGUGUGGGUCCAUCUAUGGGAGGCCCACGGAGGGGUGGGGCUACUCAGCGCUACAGCAGCCAGUACGGAGCCCCACCUCCACCACCACCAGGGGAAUACAGCGCUCAUGCGGAGUCACCAGUCAUGAUGGUCUAUGGUCUGGAGCCGUCCAAAAUAAAUGCGGACAGGGUGUUCAACAUCUUCUGCCUCUAUGGCAACGUUGAGAGGGUGAAAUUCAUGAAGAGCAAACCGGGUGCUGCCAUGGUGGAAAUGGGAGACUGCUAUGCCGUAGACCGGGCCAUCUGUCAUCUAAACAACUAUUUCCUAUUCAACCAGAAGCUUAAUGUCUGCGUAUCCAAGCAGCAGGCCAUCAUGCCAGGUCAGUCAUAUGAGCUAGAGGAUGGCACCAGCAGCUUUAAAGACUUCCACGGCAGCCGGAACAAUCGCUUUGCCUCCCCAGAACAGGCGGCCAAGAACCGCAUCCAGCAUCCGAGCAAUGUUCUGCACUUCUUCAAUGCUGCCCCAGAAGCCUCAGUUGAGGUCUUCUCUGAGAUCUGUGAUGAACUCGGUUUGAAGAGUCCAUCUAAUAUAAAACUGUUCGCAGCAAAAGGCGGUGCUUCCUCUGAGAGAAGCUCAUCAGGGCUUCUAGAGUGGGAAUCUGUUAAUGAUGCUAUGGAAGCCCUUGCCAUGAUGAACCAUUACCAGAUGAAGAACCCUAAUGGCCCAUACCCCUACACACUAAAGCUGUGCUUCUCCACUGCGCAGCACGCAAAUUGAAAAACCAAGUUCAGCAUCGCCACAACUUCACUGUCCCAUGUUCAUCGUCCUUCAUGUGUGCAGUCAAUAUCGAAUGUCUUUCUAUUGAGUGAGCCACAGCGCACGCUGAGAAUCAGCUUGGCAGAACUAUUAAAUCUUGUUUUUAUAGAAGAGGAGAAAGGUGAAAUGCUUUUGUACCAGUAUUUCUUUUCUUUUUUUUUUUCUUUUUUUUUUUUAUUGCUUUCCAUUAUUGACUGUUAGCUGUGUGCUCAGCACCUCACUUUUCCAAACGGCAGCCUGUAAAGGAAAGCCUGCAUUUUUCUCUAAUUGUAAAAUAAAAUUAGUGACGAUUAGUCCUUUGUCAUGGCUAUUUAAUAUACUAGUUAUUUAGUGUGAGACGCUGUUUUCAGUGACUUUGCUGAAUUUUAAUAAAUUGAGAAAUAUCCAUAGAUGUAUUCCCUUCAUGAGGCUCUGGAUGGUACUUUAAUCUGAUUUUAGUGCUGAUUACUUAACUGAUUUAAAAGAUAUUUUAACACUGAAAUGACACAAAAACAGGGGUCACAAUGGCCAGUGACACAGUGCUGUAUGAAGCUGUGAAUAAAUGCAUUUAUAGGAAAAUUAUCAAUGAGGAAAUUUGUUACCACCCUGUUGAUUAUUUUCUAAUAACAGCAUAUCCUUCUGCAUUUUAUUCCUCUUAUACCACAGUAUUCUUAAUUUAUUAAUGAAUUAUGUCUAAUUUUAAUGUGGGAUUUCAGUGAUUGAACAUUGUUCCUGUUAUCAUUUGUGCUGUAAUGUCAACAGUUCUUCCCUUUAAAAAAAAAAAAAAAAAAAAACACAGCUUGUUACCAAGAAAUGCACAAGCUCCUCUAUCCUGAAAACUCUCAAGGACCAUGAAGAUUCCUCCAUAAAUGUAUAAGAAACAUCUCAUUACAGAAAAUAUGUCAAUUUGAUGUGUUAAUGUGGUUUUGUUUUUUUUUUUUUAUAAAUAUUAUGAUGAUGAUUGGCCUUGGAUUGUGUAGUGACUUGCCUUUCAGCCAGCACUGUCCACUGUUACAGAAAUUGUCAAUACCUUCUGACCAAUCGGAAUCAAGAAUUCAGCACUGUGGUAUAAGAGCAAUGUGAUGCUUUUUAAUUAAAAGGAAACAGCAUGAACUCAUUAAUUACUGCUACAAGUUCAGCCUCUGGUGAUGCCCCUUACUCUGCACAAUUUGUUUUUGUUCUUUUCAUCUUAAACACAUGGACUUUGCUGCAGAUUUCAUUCAACUGAUCGUUAAAUAAACAGCAGGACUUUA
Ictalurus furcatus (blue catfish) is the source of this 2939-nucleotide messenger RNA. It is a transcript of the gene hnrnpl2, whose product is annotated as heterogeneous nuclear ribonucleoprotein L2. Gene Ontology annotation, molecular function: mRNA binding. The transcript is spliced from 14 exons. Gene Ontology annotation, biological process: mRNA processing; regulation of RNA splicing. Bases 64 to 1668 code for a protein of 534 amino acids. The record is from RefSeq and is a predicted model, not a curated record. Lineage: Eukaryota; Metazoa; Chordata; Actinopteri; Siluriformes; Ictaluridae. Gene Ontology annotation, cellular component: nucleus.